AUGACGAUUCUUUGCAAAGAAAGUAUGUCUGUUUCAUAGUAUGAAGGUUAAGACGAAGAUGAUUCAAAAAUCUAAUUUGAAUAAAACAUCCACUUUCGAUCCAUCAAAUCUUAAUUCCGCCUUGUCACUACCAUCAUGCCUAUACCUGCCACCUUCCAUAAUGGCAAGAAGACGUUCACGGUUCUAGAAAAUAAUCCCGAAGUCAUGAAUGCGCUAGCUAAGAAGCUUGGUCUUUCCCCCGAUCUCGCAUUCUACGAUGUCUACUCUCUCAGCGACCCAAGUCUUUUGUCCAUAAUCCCCCGUCCAGUCCAUGCCCUCCUAGUCAUCCUCCCGCUCACUCAUUCCUGGAAAACAUCUCGUCUAGCUGAAGACACCCCACUAUCUGUCUACGAGGGGUCUGGCCGCGACGAGGCCGUAAUCUGGUUCAAGCAAACGAUUGGACACGCAUGCGGUUCUAUCGGGCUUCUUCACUGUCUUGUUAACGGGCCUACGAAAGAAUUCAUUCUACCAGAUACAACUUUGUUUCGACUAAGGGAGCAGGCUCUUCCACUAAAGCUGGAAGAACGGGCGAGGAUACUGUACGAUGAUAAGGAGUUCGAGGAUGCGCAUCAGAGUGUUGCAGAAAUGGGCGACACAGCGGCACCCAGUGCUUCAGAGGGGGACAGAUUAGGACAGCAUUUUGUGGCAUUUGUGAAAGGGGACGAUGGUCAUUUGUGGGAGUUGGAAGGCAGCAGAAAAGGGCCGCUCGAUCGAGGCUUGUUGGCCGACGACGAGGAUGUGUUGAGCGAGAUUGCGAUAGCAAAGGGUAUAGGCAGAGUGAUGAGGAUGGAAGAAGAAGCCGGUGGCGGAGAUUUGAUGUUUAGUUGUAUCGCGCUUGCAAAAGCAGACUGACGGAGUAUGGGGAAAUUGGGAUAUGUUUGCGGGAAGGAAGCCUAUCAUGGCGCCAGCGAUUAUAUUCCCAGGACGGACAAGGCAAGGGCGAAACCCCCGGCUGGAUCCUGUUCCUUCACUUUCCCAUCUUGAAUUUCGACUUCAUGAGAACCAUCUGGAGCUUGACCCCAGUCACCAAAACUUCCCUCGAAACUUUGCGGGAAGAAAUCAUCUCACUUGAGGGUUUGAGGGUGUGAAAUUCUAUAAUAGGUAUAGUAAAUCAAUUACUAAUAUCUUAUUAACAAGCUCUAUUAUAAUUAUAUAAUAUAUAAAUAACCGAUUUCCCC
This is a messenger RNA of Botrytis sinoallii, 1217 nucleotides long. RefSeq lists its product as uncharacterized. Bases 136 to 891 code for a protein of 251 amino acids. The record is from RefSeq and is a predicted model, not a curated record. Gene Ontology annotation, biological process: ubiquitin-dependent protein catabolic process; protein deubiquitination. The transcript has 2 exons. Gene Ontology annotation, cellular component: cytoplasm. Gene Ontology annotation, molecular function: cysteine-type deubiquitinase activity. Lineage: Eukaryota; Fungi; Ascomycota; Leotiomycetes; Helotiales; Sclerotiniaceae.